CGGCGGCGGCAGCGCUGUGAGCGGGGUGCGCGGCAGGCGGACGUGCGCUCGCUCCUCCUCCCCUCGCCACCUCUAUGUUGUGGCCGCUGCCACGGGCCGGAGCCCCGGAGCUUCUCUGAGGGAACAGCGCGAGCCGCCGCCUCUCGAGGCCGCUCGGCCGCUGUCGGGCGCGGAGCGGUGCCGUGCCGUGCCGCUCAGGUGGAGCCGCUGCCGGCCGUUCCCGUCCGUUCGGCAGGAGACGCUGAGGCUGCUGAGGGCAGGGGCCGCGCGGCUCUUCCCCGCUCAGCGGUGGCUGCGGCUCGAGUCUCCAUGUCGGACAACCAGAGCUGGAACUCCUCCGGCUCCGAGGAGGACCCCGAGACCGAGCUCGGGCUGCCUGUUGAGCUCUGCGGGGUGCUCAGCAAGUGGACCAACUACAUUCAUGGGUGGCAGGAUCGGUGGGUGGUUCUGAAAGCCAACACACUCAGUUAUUACAAGUCUGAAGAUGAAACAGAAUAUGGCUGCAGAGGCUCUAUCUGUCUGAGUAAAGCUGUGAUUACACCCCAUGACUUUGAUGAAUGCAGAUUUGAUAUUAGUGUAAAUGAUAGCGUUUGGUACCUUCGAGCUCAGGACCCAGACCACAGACAACAGUGGGUAGAUGCAAUAGAACAACACAAGACUGAAUCUGGCUAUGGAUCAGAAUCAAGUUUACGCCGCCAUGGCUCCAUGGUAUCUCUUGUUUCUGGAGCAAGUGGAUAUUCUGCAACAUCCACCUCUUCGUUCAAGAAGGGCCAUAGCUUACGUGAGAAGCUUGCAGAAAUGGAAACCUUUAGAGACAUCUUGUGUAGACAAGUUGAUACUUUACAGAAAUAUUUUGAUGCCUGUGCAGAUGCAGUGUCCAAAGAUGAACUCCAGAGGGAUAAAGUGGUAGAAGAUGAUGAAGAUGAUUUCCCUACAAUGCGUUCUGAUGGGGAUUUUUUACAUAACAGUAACAGCAGUAGGGAAAAAUUAUUUCCACAUGUGACACCCAAAGGAAUUAAUGGCAUAGACUUUAAAGGAGAAGCUAUAACUUUCAAAGCAACAACUGCUGGAAUCCUUGCUACACUAUCUCACUGCAUUGAACUCAUGGUAAAACGUGAAGAGAGCUGGCAAAAAAGGCUAGAUAAGGAGGUAGAAAAAAGGAGAAGAACAGAAGAAGCGUAUAAAAAUGCUGUAACAGAACUGAAGAAAAAGUCCCAUUUUGGAGGGCCAGACUAUGAGGAGGGUCCUAAUAGUCUGAUUAAUGAAGAAGAAUUCUUUGAUGCUGUUGAAGCUGCUCUUGAUAGACAGGAUAAAAUGGAAGAACAGUCUCAAAGUGAAAAGGUCAGAUUGCACUGGCCAACAUCCUUACCUUCUGGAGAUGCAUAUUCUGCUGUGGGGACUCAUCGAUUUGUCCAAAAGCCCUAUAGUCGCUCUUCCUCCAUGUCUUCCAUUGAUCUAGUCAGUGCCUCUGAUGAUGUUCACAGAUUCAGCGCCCAGGUGGAAGAGAUGGUACAAAACCAUAUGACUUAUUCCUUACAAGAUGUAGGAGGAGAUGCCAAUUGGCAGCUAGUGGUUGAAGAAGGAGAAAUGAAGGUAUACAGAAGAGAGGUGGAAGAAAACGGGAUAGUUUUGGAUCCUUUGAAGGCAACACAUGCUGUUAAAGGGGUAACAGGACAUGAAGUUUGCCACUACUUCUGGAAUGUUGAUGUUCGCAAUGACUGGGAAACAACAAUUGAAAACUUCCAUGUUGUGGAAAAUUUAGCUGAUAAUGCAAUCAUCAUUUACCAGACGCAUAAGAGAGUGUGGCCAGCUUCUCAAAGGGACGUGCUGUAUCUGUCUGCUAUCAGAAAGAUACCAGCAUUCAGUGAAAAUGACCCUGAAACGUGGAUUGUGUGCAAUUUCUCUGUGGAACAUGACAGUGCUCCUCUGAACAAUCGCUGUGUCCGUGCCAAAAUAAAUAUCGCUAUGAUAUGUCAGACAUUAGUAAGUCCACCAGAGGGGAACAAAGAAAUAAGCAGAGACAAUAUUCUAUGCAAGAUUACAUAUGUAGCUAAUGUCAACCCAGGAGGGUGGGCACCAGCAUCUGUGUUACGGGCAGUGGCAAAACGAGAAUAUCCCAAAUUCCUGAAGCGUUUUACGUCAUACGUGCAAGAGAAAACAGCUGGAAAACCUAUUUUAUUCUAGUAUUAGCAGUGAUCAGAACAAGACUGGGUGAGCAUUCCACGUUGGAGAAGUGACCAUACAUAGAGCGCUCCAUGCUGGAACGAAGGAUCUACAGUCUUCUUAUGGCCCAAAUUCUAGGCUUUGUAUACUGAAGUGAAGAAAUGUUGCAACACCUUGAGGUUGAAUAUUUAACACUAGCUCUCUCUCCUGCUAACUUCUCUUGCUGAAUCAGUGUGUAAUUAUAAAUACAUGUAUUGAUAACAUGUAUAUGGCUCUAUUUUUAUUUGCUUACUUUAGAAGGGGAAGAACGUACAACCUUGAAUCACCGACGUGGGUUACUGCUUUAAUUUUAAACAACUUGCAGGAUUUCACUGUCAGCCUUCCUCAGAUAAUGGCGUAGUUUUUGUGCAUGUCUAAAAAGCACAAAAGACAAAUGCACAUAUAGCAUACUGUAUGUGCUUUGUAUGCACAAAAAUCUGUGGUAUUUUGGGGGAGGAUGAAGGGAGGAGUUCAGUAAAGCCUAGUGACUUACUGGCAGGUCUUGUUUUGCUUUGUAUAAUCAUAGUUCAUUGCUGCUGGUUUCUAUAAUGAAUCAUCUUGUUACAUAAAAUGUCAGUUAAUAACUGAGGGCUGUCAAUAUCCUUAUGGCUUUGCCUUUUCUAUUGUCUUACUCUUAUGAAGAUCUUUAUUUCUGAAGGAGUAAGAGUGUGAAAAGCUUUAUUUUUUUUCCAGAUAUCUUUAUAUUUCUAUUGUAUUUUUUAGUUAUGUAAUGUGCUACAGAAUUUUUUGUUAUUAAACGUGAUCCGGAAAUUUCUGGAAAGAUUCUUUAUGGAAGGGCAAGAGACUGUCUGAAAGCUAAAAGUCAUCUGUCUGUGCUACACGUGGUCUGCUUUCCUGCAUGAUGUCUAGAGGGCUUUUCUGAAGCUGUGAGAAGGUACACUAUAAUAUUUAUUGAAGUAACUUGGACUACAUAGGACAACAUUCCCGAUCUAGAAUGAGGAUGAGUAUAUUAUUUUCAAAUCCUGCAUGUGUUUUCCUCAUCUUACUAAAGCCAUGCUAUGAGGUUCAUGUAGAAAACUAGUUGCAUUGAUACCUGCCACUUGAUCAAAAACCUGUCAGAACUAUGACAAUGCAUUGAUCUUCUUGGAAAGUUCCCUUUAGUUGCUGUGAAAUUGUAAAUGUCAGAUACUUGCCUGCCUUAGAUUCUGGGGAUGCUCAUUGGGCGAGAACUCUCACAGACUGGUACUCACUUUGAGUUAUUUAAUCCACGUCCUGUAGCUGGACAGUAGGCAGAGGGCUGCUGGGUGUUUCAUUGACGUGUAUAUCUCAAGAAGA
Coturnix japonica (Japanese quail) is the source of this 3498-nucleotide messenger RNA. It is a transcript of the gene CERT1, whose product is annotated as ceramide transporter 1. Gene Ontology annotation, molecular function: lipid binding. The record is from RefSeq and is a predicted model, not a curated record. Gene Ontology annotation, biological process: ER to Golgi ceramide transport. Lineage: Eukaryota; Metazoa; Chordata; Aves; Galliformes; Phasianidae.